Frieseomelitta varia is the source of this 2185-nucleotide messenger RNA. RefSeq names its product phosphatidylserine lipase ABHD16A. Gene Ontology annotation, molecular function: glycerophospholipase activity; monoacylglycerol lipase activity. Gene Ontology annotation, biological process: monoacylglycerol catabolic process; phosphatidylserine catabolic process. Bases 136 to 1776 code for a protein of 546 amino acids. The record is from RefSeq and is a predicted model, not a curated record. Gene Ontology annotation, cellular component: endomembrane system. Lineage: Eukaryota; Metazoa; Arthropoda; Insecta; Hymenoptera; Apidae. The transcript has 11 exons.
UCAAGAAAUGCAUUACCAAUCGUAAAAGUUUGUUUUCUUAUAUCAUGUGCAUGAUUUGCUAAGUUGCGUAUUCCGUGUUUUACACUGAUAAUCCGGAACGCUGAUUUAUUUGAAAAUAUUUGAAACAAAUGAGAAAUGUCUUUCAUUCGGACACUUUGGAAGUGUAACUUUGGUCCUCGACUUUUCAAGGUUUACGAAAUAACAUGGAUCGGCCGACUAGUAGAAAAAUCAUAUGAGCCUAAUAGUCUAGAACGAUGGGGUGAUCAAAUCGUAAUCUGCUUUGCAGCAAUUUGGUCCAUAAGUCUAUAUACAAUUCCAUUAGUGGCUAUCUUUUUCUACGAACAUAGCAGUUCCAUAACUGAGAAUAUUUUUUCUUUGAGUAAAUUAGCAGCCAGUGCUAGCGCGAUUUUCAUUGCAUCGUUAGCUGCUCGAAGUUUUUCUAGAGCCACUAAUCCAGUAUAUUUAAAAUUCUUGAAAACUCUUUAUGAAGCAAAUGCACAUUAUUCAGCAGAAACAAAACAAGAACUUGACAAGUACGAGUUUGAGUUUUGGGCAAGACCUGUAGAUUUUAAUAUUAAAGAUGUAGAAAAGGAUUCAGCUAGAGAGAAAUUAACUUUAGAGAAAAUUGCAGCCUCCAGUGGUCGCAUAAAAAGGCAAACUGGUAAAGAAUUUAUAUGUACAUUGCCUUGUAAGUUUUUAUCAUAUAUUGUAGCUCACACUUUUGCCAUUAAAAUGAUGUAUCCUGGAAGUGUGACAAUUCUUAACUGGGCAUUCCGAUCAACACUUCUGAAAGGAAGAAUACAUUUAGUAAAACAUGGUGGCGAAAGGUACAAAUUAUUAGCUGCAGAUAAUAAUGAAAUUGAUGCUAUAUUCAUUGACCGACGUAACAAGAAAACAAAUGGCGAUGUGCUAGUUAUCACUUGCGAAGGGAAUUGUGGAUUUUAUGAAACUGGUAUUAUAUCAACGCCAAUGAGCAAAGGAUAUUCAAUAUUGGGUUGGAAUCACCCAGGUUUUGGUAGCAGUACUGGUGCGCCGUAUCCUCUUCAAGAAGAAAAUGCUAUCGAUUGUGUAAUGCGCUUCGCAAUCGAUCACUUAAAAUUCCCUGAGGAACAAAUAAUUCUUUAUGGUUGGAGUAUUGGUGGAUACACUGCAACAUGGGCUGCUAUGAACUAUCCUUCUAUUCAAAGUUUGGUAUUAGAUGCUACAUUUGAUGAUGUACUUCCAUUAGCUAUUAUGAUGUUCUCGUCAUUAGAAGGUUUGGUACGAAACAUUAUUAGGGACUAUUUCAAUUUGAAUAUUGCUGAGCAAUUGAAUAGAUACAAUGGUACAGUGUUGCUUAUACGAAGAACAGAAGAUGAAGUAGUAUGUACUCCUAGCGGUAAUAGUUUAUCAGGAAACCGAGGUAACAUGUUGCUUGCAAAACUUCUAAUGCGACGUUAUUCACAUCUCUUUAUGGAGAACUCAGAAUGUGCUGUACUUUUAGUGAAAUUUUUGUCUGCAGAUAUAUCUAAUAGAAAAUCAAUAAUCGAAACAGUAGAGGUUGAUGAAAAACAAUGUUUAGAACUUAUUGCAGCAGAUAUAGAGAAGAAUGGUGGUACAGUACAGUACCCUUGCACGCUUGGAGAAGACUGUGAUUCUAAGACAAAACAACAACUUAUUCUAUUUCUUGCAACAAUGUAUAUGAAGGAUCAGUCGUCGUCGCAUUGUACACCGUUAGCAGUGGAUUUGUUUCAACCUGGUUGGGAUCCAGCAUCCACAUUGUCCAUAACAGAAUGAAAAUUUCGUGAUAUUAUAAUUGACUAAUUACUAGGAGCUUUAUUCAAAAUUCUUAUUCUUAUGAUAAUAGGAACUCUUGAGAGUUGAUCAUAUUCGAUGCAUUUGAUGUUAAAUUUUAUCGAUAAGUUAUUUAUUCUAUACGAAUUUCAGUCUAUUUUUCAUAUUCCAAAUUGAUAAGAAUAUUGUAUUCUUAUCUUUAACUAAAAUUUUUAUAUUCAUUACUAAAGUCUAGUAAAAUCUUGACAAUUGUAUCUUCGAUGACAAAAAAGAAAAUCACAAUAUGCACAAUAAUGUAAUUAUUUAUAUAUAAAAAAACUUAUAAAAAUUUAAUGCAACAUUUUUAUUUUUCACAAAUUUAUAAUUUGUAUUUUUACAAGUUGCAAAGCAUUUAAAAAUAAAUUUAUAUAUA